Xyrichtys novacula (pearly razorfish) is the source of this 9873-nucleotide messenger RNA. The record is from the annotation of a GenBank genome assembly. NCBI's taxonomy places the organism in Eukaryota, Metazoa, Chordata, Actinopteri, Labriformes, Labridae.
AUCAACGUGCGAGACGCGAAAAUGUGAAGGUGUUUUGAACCUGCCUGGUGUUUGUGUCAGCGAUCAACGAAAGUUUAUUUAUGUGAGAAGUUUUAAACUAAGGACUUCAAGUCUGCCCGAACCAGUUUUACCAUGAUGCCAGGGGAUAAUCAGUCUAAAACGGUUGCGAUCGCCGCAGAUGCAACGGUUGGAAACUGUCAAAACUGCUCUGUUCUGCACCAGGUUGGAUCAUUGUCAUUGACUGCAAAAUCAACAAAAAUGCCAAACGGUUACCCAUCACUUGGGAUUAUUUUUAUGAUGAGCGAAUAUGUCUGCUAUUCUUACUCUUGAUUUCAAAGAUUUUGUUUUGCUUUUUGUUCCAGAGUCUGAGUGAGUAUGUGUCGUCAUUUCUGGCCCUGAAACAGAAGAUAACAGCUUCAGAGUGAGUACAGCAAAACCGAUUUGUAACCAUGGUAACUUCUCUGAAGACCUUAACAAUAACUGUAAAAUUAUCUGUUAGGUAUUUUACCAUACUUUAUGUCAAUUAAACACGUUGUUUUGGUACAUUGCCGAGCAACGAUAAUAGUUUUGUUGUUGUUGUUAUUGUAAUGUUUUCCUCCCAGCAUAAGCACUUUCAUACUAAAAGUUGGACAAAAAUAACAGCAAUCUGAUUCAUCAUCUGUAAUAGUCAAGUAUCAGUAGUCAUAUCAUCCUACAAAACAAGUGCAAAGAGACUUCAGGACUUCAAUGUUGUAUGAGGAUUUCACACACAUGGGUGUUAUGGUCUUUUGCAUUGCAUGCCCUCAUAUUUAUGCUUCAUGUUUAAUUUAAACAGUGAUGCAAUUAGGCUUCAACAGCAGCUGGAAGAACUGCAGAUCAGACUGCUUUCCCUGGAGAAAAAGACAGCUGAUUAUGAAUCCAUGCAAGCUGAACUGGAGGAAAAGAAGGUAUGUCAUUAUCCCUACAACCCCAACAAAAGUAAAUUCAGCCUUGCAGAAUAAAUAAUCCAGAUAUAUUCUGCUACUGUACUUGAACUCGAACUGUGUUUUUGUCUAUUUUAGGUUGCACUGCAGGUUUAUGGACAGAUGUCUGAGGAAAUGGACAUACUAAAGAAGGAAAACAGCAAUUCAAUAGCAGAGUAAGAAAUUAUGAGAUAUGAAAAUUGUAUUGUGUUUCGUCAUCGGGGUUAAGUGACUAAUAAACUUAUCAAUAUCCCCCAGGAAGCAGAAGCUUGAAGACCAGCUAAGUGAUGUGAAAGGUACCAGUAAUAGUUGCAAAAUUUGUCAAAGAUAAUGAGUGAAAAAGUGAAUAUACGCACUUCCUAUAUUUUUUUUAUUUGUAUUUUUUUCAAACUUACAGAACUGAUGGAGACACAGUCAAUGGAAAAUGGAAAACUUAAAAGAGAAAAGGCUGUGGUAGAGAAUGAUCUGCUGAAAGCACAGGUAUGCCAGAAAAGCUGUCUAGUCAUUUCAGUCAAUUGAUGUUGCUAAAUUACAUAACUUACAAUAACUGGAUUGAUUAUUAAUCAAAUUAAAAUCCUUAUUUUACCUCUCCAGACAUCUCUGAUGAAAUCUCAGGCACAGGCUGAUCAGAUUGAAAAACUGAUGGAGAAGAACGCCAAGACAACAAGCAUGUAAGAACUCAAACCUUCUUGAUACAUUUUGUGUUGAUUACUUUUGUACUAAUGCAGGGCUUUUCUCUGCCAGUCUAUUUUCAUUAUCAAACCCAUAUACAUUUUCAACAGUAUUUUAACAACAUCAUAAAAAAUCAAACGUGCCUUAACAGUUGCUUUCUUCUGAUCAACAGAAAAGAAGACCUUGAAAAUAAAGUGAGGCUGUUUGAAGGUUAGUUUUGACAAAUGUGAUCUACACAUUAGAAAUGAUCUUAUUUUGAUAACUGUAUAUCUUAACUCUUUGAUGAUAAGAUUCUGCCUUUCUGGUGAUUUUGUGAAAAAAUACUUUGUUUGUUUUUAUCAUAGACUCAAUUUGCAAACAAAACCAUCAAAUAACCCAGCUGACCAAAGAGAAGACCCUGCUGGAGAGAAAUAUUUAUGAUCUCCAGGUACUAUAGUUAUACUUCAAAAUAGCACAUUGUGGAAAAAAAAUCUGUAAUUCUAUAUAGUCAACAUUCCCUUUUUUUGACAGGCAAGACUGAUGAAACUGGAAAAAGAGAGGAAUAAAGGUAAGUAAAAAACUUAAUCACCAAAAUAAAAGAUGUCACAACAAAUGUCAUUAUUUGCUGUGGAUAUGCUAUGAUGUGAUCUGGUCAACACUGAGGAAAUCUUAAAAUACCAAACUUGACAUGUAAUUUAACUGGGUCCCUAAGUUCUAACAUACUGGGAUAAUGCUUUGAUGAACAACUUAAUUUAAUUGAUCCUUAUUUGUUUUGUUUUGUUUUGUUUAAUCAGCAGCAUCUGUUGACUUACUUUUGCUUUUGAACAUAAACAUGCAUUGAGUAUAUUAAUGCUUCUCUCCAGAUUAUAGGAACACAUCGACUCAAGCAAGUGCACCAGAGGAGCAUAAGGUUGACAAAGGUAUUCAGGUGUAUUCCUUACUGCUCAUUUAAAAAAAAAUAGUAAUAACAUUCAGGAAUCCUGGGAGUACCUUGUAAUUUAAACUUUUGCAUGUGUGGUCAUCUACUUUCAGAAAUGGUCCGCUCGCUCUUGGCAAGUCUGUGGACCUGUGUUGAACCUCAGCAGCAUGCUGCAAACAUGUUGUGCUUACCUGGUGAGGCUUCAUGAAUCCCAUUUGUUGAGAUCUUGGUUUUUGGUGUUCUGCCUUUGAUUUAACAGAAGUUAGUUAUUCACAAUCAGAUGUUCUUCUGUUCUCCUACAUCUGUUAAAGCUAACAUCCAAUUCUUUAUUCUUCUAAUUUAAGGGCCCUGUACCAAGCAAGUUCUGCCCUCCUCUCCGCCAAAAGGACUCCAUUGCAAUUUAAACCACACAUCUCUGUCUCCAUCCAGUCACAGCAGAGAACCCCACAUUCACUCCAUCAAAACAAAUGCCUCCUAUUCACCGUUAAAAUCCUCUCCCCGUCAACAAAGAGCUGAAAGACAUCCAACAUGUCAACAGUCACGGAGGUCCAAGAAGAAAACAGCCACGCCCAAAAGGAGCCACCAGUCUCCAGAAGAACCCAAAACUGAGAAUAUGUUACCAGUUGUAGAGAUCCCUGAACUCUCUUUUGAGGCGAUAAUGAAACUUUUCGAACCAAUGCCUCCCUGCAUAUCACCAUUACCAGAAUUGGUGAGAAUUUCUUCUUCUUUUUUUAAGCCAAUACAUUGUUUUAUACAUUUAUUUAUGUGUUUCUUCACAUGUUUUAAUAUGGAGACGUCUGUACAUGAAUACAUGAUGCAUUAACCCGCAAGGAGAUCAAACACCCUGCAGUUUGAAAUGAAAUUACACUGAAAUCUAGUUGUAAGUUUACCAAAUUGAAUGGUACUCUAUCAGUAUUGCAAAAUACCAUGGUUUUUCUUUAAGUGUAAAAUAUUAUCUAUUCUAUACAUAGGAAAUGAAUGUUGACAAAAAAGCGAUACAGUAUAAGUUUAUCAUCUGUAAUUUAGUCAGUUUUACUAUUGAAAUGUUCUUGCCUUCCAAUUAGUCUGGUCUCCCAAGGUGUGGUAUGCCAUAUUGAAAGUAACAGCUUUGUUUUCUUCCUUCAUUUUGUCAGCCCUCCGAAUCUAUGGAGACUGAAGAUGGAGAAGAAACAAAUCCUGAUCCUCUUCAACAAGAGGAGUACUCAACCAUCUUAACAUCUGCCUCAACCCACUCGUCAAACACCUCUGUUGUACCAGUGGAAGACAACAUAGACUCACCGGUGAUCAUGACACAGGAAGUAGAUCACUUGUCCAGUGAAAAUAACUCACUAGCAUUUGAGCGAGAUGAGAUUAAUAGCAUUAUUGAAAUUCAGGAGGAAGAAAUGCAGCUUGUGGAAAACAUACAGAUUGAGCAGGGGCCAGCCACUGAGCAGGUAGUAUCAGCAUCAAUGUCAAAUGCUUCUCCUGUACAUGUCAUUGUUGAUGUUGCGUUGCAAAAAACUGACAGUCAAAAGCCGUCCCACAGGGUAAAUUCUGAUAGCAAAGGUUUCGAUAUCAACCCUGAAAUGGACAAUGCAAAGGAUAACACAUCAGAGAAUAUCACAAAGAUGGACGUAGACACAGACCUGAGUGCCAAAACAGAGCCUAGGGAUGCUGGAGAGUCACUCAAUAGAAGUGAUACAACUGUAAUCUCAAAAGAAGUAGAAGAUGUCGAAGUAGGUAAUGCUUCAGCUGUUCCCUCAACAUUCAUAGACUCCAACAGAGGUGCUGAGGUUACAAAAGAAAAUGGUUUAGAAAUGGGAGAAGUUCGUGAAGACUCUUGUGCUUUGGAAGAGAGCAAAGUUGCCACAGUGAUUCAGCCCCAAAAGAGUACACAAUGUCUUGCCGGGGACACAGAUGUUGAAAAGACAUGUCUGCCAAGCAGCAGUGACUCUUGCAAUACUGUUGAAGAGAGGCGUGAAAAUGAUGCACCCACAGCACUCCCAAAGGAGAUAGAUGGGAAUGAAGUUAAUGGAAAGAAGGAGGAGGGGGUUGAUGUAACAGCUUUCCCCUGUGCGUCAAAUCAUGACAAUGGACCUCUGUCUCCUUCCCAGUCUUCACUGUUACAGAUGGAAAAUGACAAAUCCCACCAUGAUCGGGAAUCUGGUCAAACAAAUUCAGAAACUCCUUCAAAAAUGAAACGCAACACAGAAACACUCAACACUGAACCAGUGGAUCAUGGGUGUUCUCUUUCUGACCCUCCAGAGACAAAGACUCUUAAAUGUGAAUCUUUCAAAGAAAACACACCCUCAUUAUGCAGGGCGUUGAGUCCUAAAUGCCUGUUUCCCACUGUCAAAUUGCACACAUUGGAAACUAAUCCAAACCAAGAACAAUUGGAUGAAGGUGUGAGCAUUGAACACAUCUCAACAAAUGAGAAAACUUUACAACCUGAGCCCAAUAAAGAGGAGGAAAGUGCUGUUAAAAACACGAAUGCCAAAGACUUGCCUGAGGACAACAUUAAUGCAAGUAUCCAUAAAGUUACUGAAUGUAAAUUGGGCACGUCUCAUACUACUACCUCAUCACAGCAAAGUGCCCGUAUUAAUGAAGAACAUAAUGAAUGCAAAGAAUCUGCAGACGUGCCUGGGCCAGAUUCAAUUACAGCUCAUCAGCCUGAAUUCUUAGGCCAACUUCUCACUGAGAUGGGCCCUCCACUUCCUCCUGUCCUGACUCCUGUGAGCACCCCUCCAAAGACUGGCAGGUCAAUCAAUCCAAGGCAGGCCAUUGGGAAACUCUCAUUCCCCUCACCAAUGGAUAGAUUGACUUCACCCACCACUCCCAUCCAGGCCCAGUUAACACCCAACAGUCAGCAGCAGAGCACCUCAUCUCUAAGCAGUCCUGUCCGCGGGAUCCCCUCAUCACCACUUCAGUUUGGUUCUGCAACUCCAAAACACGCCGUGCCAGUCCCAGGCCGCCUGCCAAGGACACCGAUGGCUUCUUGUUCGCCAUCUUCCUCCAGUCCAUCUCAGGAAAACUCCAUGAGGCUCCUUGACACCAUGUACCCAGACCUCUCGGCGCAUGCACGCACUCUAAGCAUCCUCAGAGGGAACGUCAGUCUCAGCUGUUCAUCUCACACUGGAGCUUCACCUUCAACAACCAUGAGUCAGAUGUCUGGAUUUAAAACUAUUACCUCAACUUCUACUGCCUUCACCAAGGCCGAGACAAGGGGAGAGAAACGUCAGGCUGAUGGUUUACCUCAACCCAACAAAAGGAAAUGCCUCAGGUUAGAAAACAGCCCCCUUACCAUCAGCUGCCAGCAGGGGCCUUCCUCAUCUCAGAACAGUGGAGAGGAGACCACCUCACCCAAGACUCCUGAACUCAAAAAGCUGCAGGAUGAGACUUCUCCAUCUAUGGACAUAAAACCAACAAAGCAAAAUGUUAUAGACAGCUUCUUGAAGAAAAUUGAACAGAACUGUUUUGAUCUGCUGCCUGUGAUCCGGAGCCACCUGUUUGUUGGUAAUCUGCCCAAGAAGCCAGUUAUGACAGAUGAGGAGAAGGAGGUCAUCUCUGAGAUCUGUCAAAGCAACUUGGUAAGUAUUGACGUUAUAUUUAUUUAUUUAUUUAUAAGUUACUCUGAAGUACGUUAUAUUGGCAGAAACUGGUAUUUUGAAAAGACAUGUAUGUGAGAUAGUUGGGGAUGUUCAAAAGUGACUUAUUUUCUAGUUGUUUGAAUAGAAAUUUGAAUUCCAACUAAUUGGCUGGUCUUAUGGGAAGAAAACAUGGGGGGAAAAAACUGUCAAAAUUUAGCUCAGUUCAUCAGAGAAAGACUACUGAUUAAAAGGCUGGCUGAAUAAUCAGGCUGUUGUCAGACACUGCUGGCAGUCUUGUCACUGUGGCUGCAUUGUGCAUGUUUUGUUUUUGCUCAGAUUGGUAUGAUGGCUUAUAACUGAGUCUGCCAACAAACAAAAAACCAUCAGGACAUAGUAAUAUGCUUCUGGACAGUUUUGGGAAGGUGGUGAAAAAGUUACUUUUGAGCUCUGUGCUUUAAAUACAACUCUCAUGCACACUUUAAAUAUUAACCUAAAUUUCCUCAGUCACCAUUGUGCUUUCCAAAUUAUAACACCUCUUCCAUACUAAAUGACAGAAUAUCAAAUUUAAAACAGUCACUGGCAAGUUUUUAAUAUAAAUUCUACUACUGUAUAUAGACUAAUGCAGUUUUAUUAUUAUGGCUUGUUGAAUUGAUACAGCAUAAACCAUUAUAUUUGAUUAUUUCUAGAAUGAACUAGAAAAAUCCAUCACACACAUUACUGGCUAAGAUAACUCGAUUAGUUACAUGUCACAUGUAUAGAGUUUUUUAUACAUGACUUGUUUCUCUUUGAAAAUGACAACAAAUAUCAACACAACAUCAGCAUUACAUAUAUGCUUUUGGCUGACCUGCUUUCUAAUUAUUGGCGUCGGUCAGUGAAAAACCAUAAUCAUUAUGAUUUCCUUUAUAUAGUUAAACACAGAAUCACAGAGUCUAAACAAUGUCAAAUUGGUUUAAUGUGUGGAAUUAUUAUUACUACUCAUUACUUCCAAAAUAAGGAGUGUUGUUUUCUGUGUCUUUGCGAAAGAUCAUUCAUGACCUUUUGUGCUUCUCUCUUCUGUUAAAGGCAGACAAUAUGGUUUUGGCCAUCUUGAACAAACUAAAAGCGGAGAAAAGAGAUCUCAGUGUGAACUACUUGCAGGCCCUCUGCAGAGUCCACACAGGGAUCUGUAGACAGAAAAGAGACUGGGAGAAGGCUCACAUCCUGGCCUACAGCAUUCUCACUGAAGGUUAGUAAUCUCUGUGAUUGCCUGUAGACUUUCAAUGCUGGUAUUUCGGCGUGUCAUUGACAAAAUUGUCUCUUGUUUUAACUGUAUUUUAAGAUACAUUUUGCGUUGUGACAAAAAAGCCAUUCAAAAUUCAUGUUUAUUUUACCUCAAGCCUACAUGUGAUUGUUUUUUAUCAUUGUGUCUCCAUAUUUUAGACUUUCCAGAUGCUGCUAAGCUGAUUUUGUUCAUAGUGACAACGUGGCCCACUGUUCUCUCACACAGCAGUUCUCUGUGCCAGGCAAUACAGACAGUCACCAAACUGAUAGCACAAGAAGACCUCCUCAGUUGCCUGUCUGUGUUCCUCAGUUGGGAUAAGGUAAAGUACUGUUUAGCACCAGGGCACCUUAGAAGGGGAACCAAAACAUUCAGAGCUCCCCUCUGAGACUGGCUGUAGUAUAGAUCAUGAAGCCCACCUCAUGCCCAAUCAUGCUGAUUCAUGUGCAAAUGGUCAUUUGUCUGGGGUUUUUUGUUUUAUUGGUUACUUGAUGCAAGAAAGACAGGAUGUGGUUUUAUGAUUGACAGCUCUGCCAAUAACUGGAGCUUCUGCAGCAUCCAGCUUAGCAGAGUAGAAAAGGUACUGCAAGGAUAAAUGUCUCGAACCACGAGUGUCUGCUUCAAAUUAACACAAGAAUCUGUACGGCACCUGAGGGAUCUUUGGUGUUUCCUCAGUAAGUUUAAUGUUUUCUGCGGUUGGCGGAAAAUUCAUGGUCUCAACACCACAGCCUCACCAGCCAGAUUUUUUUGCAGAUGCCUUUGCUUGAAAAUGUUUCACGAAAUCAGUAUGUCAGCACCCACUGAGGCAGUAUUUUGGCUUAAUUCUUGCAAUAAGAGGAGAUAGAGGUGCAUUAUCUACAUUUAUACAGUCACUGGUUCUAUAUUUGUCCUACGCCUUGAGGUUUGGAUUCAGUGUGCCACCUGUGUAGCCAACUCAAUAGUGCCUUUUCACACCAUCUCCUACCAUCGCAGCCUUUGUAAAUUCAGUAUAAUUAGCAGUGUAAAACCUAAUCUCCCUGUAUCUCUGCAGAGUCCUCCCUGUGAUAUUGACGAGCUGAUCUCCAGAACACUGUCCAAAAUCCGGUCAGUGUCAGGCCUGUCCUUCACUCAACACAGUCGACACGGAGAGGAUCUAGGGACUGAGGCUUGGGAGUGUGUCUUCACCCUGCACCUUCUUUGUGCACACAAGAAGUGGAAGUGGACUUAUGAAAAUAUAUUAGGGUAUGUUUUUAUAUGUGUAAUGUUCAUUCUAAAGAAAAUACAAAUAAUCCAAAUCUGUUGAAGAAGCAACACCUUAUGAGAUGUCUUUUUUAUUGUUCUCACAGAAAGGAGUUAUGGCCAUUGAUGAACACUUGGGUGACACAGCCCAGAGAUCAACAAGCACCUGUCUCUGAUGUGACUGUCAGUACUGUACUUCGACUCAUAGGUCAGUUAAUUUGUUAAUUUACUUGCACAUGUCAUCACAAUUUAUGUCCAGUGGCAUGAUGGGCAGUUGAAGGCAGCUGAUUUUAUUGUCUCUUUUGUAUUAAAACAGGACGCAUAAGUCAGCUGGGAAUCAAAGAGAGAAAUAUUUCUUCUGUAAUAACUGUUGCCAACGUCAUCAACACUUUUGGAAGACAUGGACGAACUGAAGGUAGAUGAGAAACCCUGGCAAAAUAGAGUUAUCCGGCGGGUUGUAUUUCAGACACAGUCCUCUAUUGUGUGCAGAGUGCAGAGAGUUUUUCUCUCACAGCUGCAUUUCAUUAAUUUUAGCAUUUGACACACAAAUCUGAUGUUCAACAUUUUCAAGUUCAGGCAAACAAAAACCUUUUUUGUUUCAGCAGAUGUUGAUAUUCAAGCCUCAUCUUCUGCUUACUUACAUGUGUGUUAGUAUGAUGAAUAAUUGUGCCACACAGACAAAAAUGAUACCAAGUCCUUUCCUUCAAUUACCCACAUUUGAAAUAUCUUGAUUUCUCUCUCCAGGUGUACCUUGGGAAGUCCAGCUAGCAGCCAUCUACUGCAUCUAUGACCUGUCUCCUGUCAAUCCUCAAGAAGCGCUGGAUGCUCUGGCAGCAUGGAGAGGGGAAAGGUCCCAGAGCGUGCCACCUACUGUGACAAGCUACAUUAACCAGUUAGCCUCUGUCUGCAGACUGAUAAAGAGCUGAGAGCAACAUCACUGUAGUCUGUGUCCAUUUUAGAGACUUUCAUGUGCACUUCUACUCCAAAGCUAACUUACCUUGUAAUUUUCUGUUAUUUUGUAGCACGUCUUUCCUUAACCUGUCUAUGAAGUAUAAAAGUCUGUUUCCCAGGAUUUUAACCAUCAACACUCUAUAAUCAAUGAACUGGCAUAACCCCCUGGCCUGUUUGGUACUUCCAGGUUAUUCUGUAAAAUAUUGUAAAUGUAGCUCCAUGAUUAUGGUUGUAUUCUAUUGUAAAUGUAUUUCUUCAAAGAGUUUAAGAGUAUAUAAAAAAAGUGCUUCUUACAUUUGUAAAAUUCUUAGUUGAAAGGAAAAAUUUGACUAAUUUAAUCAUUUGCAUUAAAAUUUUCUACUAAUCGUG